GUAAAAUAAAAGAACUAAGUUUGAUUAAGCAACAGAUAGAAUAUGAAGGAAAUAAAUGGACGUAUCAUAUCCUAAGAAAAAAACAGUCCUUGGUUUCUAUUGUUGAUGGUAAGAUUGGUCAACUACAAGACAACUGUCAAGAGUUGGAAUUGCUUCUAACAACAGCGAAGGCAUGUUUUAGCAACCUCGAAAAUAGUAAUGUAUGGACAUUUUUGAAGUCAUGGUUGAAAAUAAAACACACAAAAGAAGAGUUUGAAAGUAUGGAACCUUGUCCAUAUUUGUUACAAAAGCUGAAGUUUCGUCCUGGAGUCGAAGACUCGUUUGACGUUAGCAAUCUAUUUGGCAAUCUCAUUGUUGACAUAAAUCAAGAAUACGAGAUGGGGGUGGUUAGAGAAGAAAAAGAAUCAUAUGAGGAAAAGGUUGACAAAUUUUCAUUAAAAUUAUCGAGUAUCACCAACCAGGAAUCCCAAGGAGAAUCAAAAGGUCCUCAGAAAUCAACAACAUCUCAGAAAAAAGGCUUAGAACUAAAGAAAGAACUGAAGGAACUAAGUCUCCGUCGUGCAAAAUGGACAAACUAUAUGAAUGCAAGAGAAAAGGACCAACAAAAGGCGUUUCUGUCACAACUAAACACAGAGGAAGGCAAUGUCAAUAUUUAUAAAUGCGAAAUAGAAUCAGCAGGACAAAAAAUGGAACAAUUGAAAGACGAAAACAGUGUGAUAGUUAAGAAAUUGGAUUCUCUAAAAGAGGAGACAAAUCAGAAAGUGACGAACAUGUUACAGAACCACAAAGAUGAGGUCGACUUAUUAAAAAUACAAAAUCAGGAUUUACAACACAGGCUAUCAAGAAAACAAGACGAACUAAAGAGUCUAAGGACAGUAGUUAAUUCAGUCAUUGAAUUAAAAAAAGGAAAAACAAAAUAAAUCUUCAGCUUAGGUAUAAUACAACUCAAAACGCAAUAUGAUUUUUUAAGAGCAAUCUAAAUAUCUUUUAGUGCAUAGUUCAUGUAAGAACUGACAUCAGCGACAGACCGAAGCAAAAUAAAUUAGUUUGACAAUUUCACAUAAGGAAAAAGAAGACUUGAUUCUUGCUCUUAGUGGUGUAUGUAUUAAAAAAACUCUAACAUAUUUAAUUAAUCUGUCUAUCGUCAGUGGUAUUGUCCCAGUUGACAUGAAAAUAGCUAUAGUCUGCCGUAUCUCUAAAAAAGACCCAGCAGACUACGUGUGGAAACUAUAUGCCUGUUAGCAUUUUGGUUAUCGUAUCUAAAAUUCUCGAGAAAUCGGUUUAUUCUCAGUUUGAAAAUUAUUUAAUUAAGACAGAUUUGCUAUAUAGCUUUCAGUCUGGUUUUAGGUCCUUGUAUUCUAUUUGAAAAAGAGAAAGCAGAAAGUAAAUGUAAAUGGUGUUGAAUAUAAUUUUCAAACAGUUACUUGUAGAGUAUAUCAAGGUAUUAUUUUGGGUCCACUUUUAUUCUUAUCUUAUGUAAUUGAUAUAUAAUUAGUAUUAGUUCCGAUUGCAAAUCAUUAUUAUAUGCUGAUGAUAGCACGAUUUUAUUUUCGCACAGGAACAUCUGAAAAACUUGGAAGGGAACUCCAGUCUUGCAGUCAUUGGUUAAUUGGAAGCAAAUUAUCCCUUAAUUUGGACAAAACUGAAUGUAUUUUGUUUGGUUCAAAACGCAAACUUUCAAAAAUUGACUAUUGUCAAGUCAGCUGCAAUAACCAUAUUAUUCCAGCUCAAAACAGGGUAAAAUACUUGGGACUAAACAUAGACAAAUAUUUUUCUGGGGAAAUUAUUGUCAGUAAAAUUUCACAAAUAGUGAAUGCAAGACUGAAGAUCCUUUAUAGAAAUGGUCGGUGUCUUUCAGAAAACUCUAGAAAAUCUUUAUAUACGGUUUCAGUGCAAUGUAAAUGAUUAUGCAUGUUCAGCGUGGUAUUUCUGUUAAUGUAAAAAGUAUCAAAAUAAGUUACAAGUAUUUCAAAAUAAAUCUGCUAGAUUUAUAAAAGAUAUGGAAAACAGAACUUCCAUAAAUUUUAAUGUAAUAAAUAGUAUUGUUUUUUUAAUGUAGAAAACAAGUCAAACAACUAAGAAUCAACAGUGCAUAUAAAAUAUUUUAUAAACAAAAGCCCUUUCUACAUGCAAGGCAAUUUUACUAAGAUCAAAGAUUGUCAUAAAUAUUCAACAAGAUCUAGUGAGUGCAAUUGUUUUAUAUCACCUAUAAAAGGGCAACAGACUUUAACAUUUCAUUCUUAUGCUAUAAAGAAUUGGAACUUGUUGCCAAGUAAUUUAAAGAGCAACAAAAAUGUUGAAUCUUUUAAAUCUGAUGUUAAAAUUUUUCUGUCAAAAAAGGAAAGCAACGAUUUUAAUAGCACAUUUUUAUUUUAUUGAAUGGUCUAGUCAAUGUUGUCGUAAAUUAUCAUUUUAAAAUGAUUAGUAUAAAACCUGCCAAAGUCAUGAUUUCUUAUAACUAUAUUUUAAUAUUUUUAAGAAUGUCACAUUAUGAUAAUUGGACCCCAUUGGAAAUAAGCCGUAUGGCUUUCAUGGGCAAUCCAGAUUAGCAAUCCAGAUUAGGUAUCAACAAUUGUUUUAGGAUUUUAUGAUUUUAGUAUGUAUGCAUGUCUGCUAUUGUUUUAUACAGUGAUUUCUUUUGUAAUGUUCAUCUUGAUAUUUCAUCAAAGAAAUCCGUUUGUAAUCUA
Mytilus californianus (California mussel) is the source of this 2687-nucleotide messenger RNA. RefSeq lists its product as uncharacterized. The record is from RefSeq and is a predicted model, not a curated record. The coding region runs from base 261 to 920 and encodes 219 amino acids. The transcript is spliced from 5 exons. NCBI's taxonomy places the organism in Eukaryota, Metazoa, Mollusca, Bivalvia, Mytilida, Mytilidae.